AUGAAAGCGAAGGUCAAAGAGGCUCUGGCCAGACCUUCGUACAAUGUUUUUGAUUUUUACCAUCGGAAGGGAUUCUUUCAAUGGGUGGCCAAGUCCAAUGCUUUCGAGACGGUGACAUUGGUCGUCAUAGGUAUCAAUGCGCUCUGGCUCGCCCACGACACAAACAGCAACCAAAGCGAAUCAUUGCUCUCUGCGCGGAUUGACUUCCAAGUCGCAGAGAUUUUCUUUUGCACGUACUAUGCCAUCGAGCUCUUCGUGCGCUUCAUGGCAUUCAGGCGCAAGUGCGACUCUUUGCGCGACGGCUGGUUUGUGUUCGACAGCCUCCUGGUGCUGAUGAUGCUUGGGGAGACCCUGCUCCUCUCGGUUCUGCUGCUGCUUCUGGGGCCAGAUGGGCCGGCUUCCACGGCCGUGGGAAAUGCAUCGAUCCUCCGUCUCUUUCGGCUUUUGCGGCUCUCGCGGAUGGCACGGAUGCUCCGGUCGAUGCCAGAGUUGAUGAUCCUGAUCAAGGGCAUGGCUGCUGCCGCCACCUCUGUGUUCUUCGUGAUGUGCCUUCAGCUUAUCCUGCUCUAUGUGUUUGCGAUCGCGUUCACGCAGCUGGCCAGCGGCACGAUGAUGGGUGACUACUACUUCCCGGAUGUGUUGCACUCCAUGUACACCCUGCUCCUUUAUGGCACCUUCCUGGACAACUUGUCGCAGUUUUGUGACGAG
Messenger RNA from Symbiodinium necroappetens, 708 nucleotides. The record is from the annotation of a GenBank genome assembly. NCBI's taxonomy places the organism in Eukaryota, Dinophyceae, Suessiales, Symbiodiniaceae.